Tribolium castaneum (red flour beetle) is the source of this 2844-nucleotide messenger RNA. Its product is annotated as toll-like receptor 1. Gene Ontology annotation, biological process: toll-like receptor signaling pathway; inflammatory response; immune response. Gene Ontology annotation, cellular component: plasma membrane. The transcript has 4 exons. The record is from RefSeq and is a predicted model, not a curated record. Gene Ontology annotation, molecular function: protein binding; transmembrane signaling receptor activity. Bases 2 to 2800 code for a protein of 932 amino acids. NCBI's taxonomy places the organism in Eukaryota, Metazoa, Arthropoda, Insecta, Coleoptera, Tenebrionidae.
AAUGCAAAACAAGCAGGUACUUAAAUACGUCGUGACUACCAUUGAAAGUUUAGUUUACUGUCAGCCCUUAUCAGUGCUUUUCGUGACCACGGAAGACAACAUGAAUAAUUUAUGUCUAAAAACAUUUCUACUUUCGAUAACGCUCGCUAUCGCUUUGUGCACUCGUCUUCAGUGCCAAUCAACUGAUUUUUGCUUCUGUCCUGAAGAUUUCGAAGACACUUACCUUUGCCCGUUUGAUUAUGCCCAAGUUGGAGGUUUCCAAAUCACCAUAACAAAACUCCAACAAGUCAUAAUUGAGUGUUCUAAUUUACCAAUUUUCAACCCCAAACAUUUACCCAACAUAACUCUCACUAAAACUAAUUUGCUACGUUUAAGGUUUUGUCCUUUACCACCUCAAGGUUUUGGGGAAAUUUUGCAAAAUCUAGGAGUCGAAGACGUUUCAAUGGUCGAUGUUGAAUAUGGAAAUUCGGUAAUCGGAAAAGAUCAAUUCCAACAAUUACGAAGCUUGAAAUAUUUGAAACUGAGCGAAAACAUUUUAAACAAUCUUGAAGACGGUAUUUUUUCAAAUACUCCAAAUUUGCGAGGGCUCGAAUUAAACAACAAUCAUUUAACCCAAUUAAAACCAAAUUUAUUGCACAAACUUGAGUUUCUGGAAUUAUUAAACCUUGCCGACAAUCAAUUGGAAACAAUACCGGAUGAUUUAUUCACAAAAUGCCAAAAAUUAAUAGUUGUGGUACUUCGAGGCAAUAAGCUUAAACACCUCCCCGUAAAUUUGUUUAAAAAUUUACACAACUUGGAAGAAUUGGAUUUGUCGGACAACCAAAUUGAAACAAUUCACACUUUGCCUUUGAAAUCGCUCAAAAAUUUGGAUCUGAGCUAUAACCAAAAUUUGGUACUACCGGAACAGUUUUUCUCAGAUCUUUACCGAUUGGAACAAAUCGACUUGUCUGGUUGCAACUUGACAAAAUUACCAAAUAACAUGUUCAAAAACUGUCAUGAAUUAAAAAUGGUGGCGCUCCGAAGGAACAAUUUGAAGUACUUCCCCCAAAAAUUUUUCGACAAUCUCUACAACUUGGAAGAAUUGGACGUAGCAAGCAACCAAAUUGAAUCAAUUCCCGAUUUAAAGUCAUUAACAAAAUUAAAAAUCAUCAAACUUGAAAACAACAACAUUCAAGUACUACCUCCCGAAAUUUUCAGCGAUUUGAUCCGACUUGAAGAACUGUAUCUUCAACAAAACCAAAUCGAGACUAUUCAUUCAAAACUUUUUUUCAAUAACGACGAAUUACGGAUUAUAAAUCUGUCUGAAAACCGUUACUCGAGAAGUGACGAAGUACUCUUCAAGGACACUAUCAAUAUUGAAGAAAUCGACUUAAGUAACAACUUAAUUACAAGAAUUGAGGAUGUUGUCACGCUUGACAAUAAACCAUUCCUCCAAAAAAUUGACCUGACUUACAACCUAAUUGGUGCCGUUUCGCUCGUAACUCUACAAGGGGUUUCAAAUGUGGACGUGUUUUUGGACCACAACAACAUAUCAAUAGUGCGAUUCGACAAUAUCGAUUUAAUUUCCAGUACUUACGUUUCAACGAUUUAUCUAAGCGACAAUCCUUUGACAUACGACUGUCACAAUUAUGAGUUAUUUAAGCACAUUGAGAGCCACAAUGGUCACAUUUUCGACAUACGAAGUAACCUUGAAAUGGUACCACUUGCUACCAUUUACUGUCCUUUAACAAAGUGUCCAGAACAAUGUUUUUGCAAGUGGAGACCGUUUGACAAUUCAGUUAUUGUCGACUGUGCCAAUAGGAAACUUUCAUCAGUUCCACCACUAGUUUUUAAUUGGACCAAUUUCAGUCAAAUUGAGGUGCAUUUGCAAAAUAACAAUUUGCAAACAGUUGAUUUGACCGGUUAUGCCAACGUAACAAAAUUGUUCCUUUCUGGGAACUUUAUAAGGGAAUUAUCAUGGGUACCGCCAAAAAUACAGAUGCUGCAUUUGGACCAUAACAACAUCACUCGGUUAAAUUACGACAUAAUUCAAGCCUUGAAUACUUCAAGUUUGCGUAAUUUAACUCUGGACCAUAAUCCAUGGAUUUGUGAUUGUAGUACUGAAAAUUUGACAAGUUUCAUCCGAAAUCGUUUUAAACAGAUAAAUUAUCACCAUGUCAUUUGCACCAACAGUACUAGGAGACUUGUAGACUUAACCCGAAGCGUUUUAUGUCCCGACUUGACCCUACUUUACCUAACUCUAGUUGCAAGCUUUCUAGUACUACCCUCCAUAUUCGUAGCUAUUUUCUCGGUUUUCAAAAAAAACAUAAAAUUUUGGUUGUUUUCGAAGAAUUUAUGCUUAUGGUGGGUCUCUGAGGAGGAUUUAGACAAGGAUAAAUUGUUUGACGCCUUUGUGAGUUAUUCCCACAAAGAUGAGGCAUAUAUUGUAGAAACGUUGGUACCCAAAUUGGAAUCAGAAGGUUACAAAAUUUGUUUACAUUUUCGGGAUUGGGUACCGGGUGAAAUGAUCAGUACCCAAAUUGUAACUUCAAUUGCAACGUCAAAACGCACAAUUGUGGUACUUUCGCAAAAUUUUCUUCAAAGUGUUUGGGCCAAAGAAGAAUUCAAACAGGCCCAUGCUGAGGGAAUGAGAGAGGGUCGAGUAAAAAUUAUCAUGAUUUUGCUUGGAGAAAUCGAUAUUGAAGGACUGGAUCAGGAGCUGAGACUGUAUCUCAGGACGAAUACCUACCUCAAAUUGGGUGAUUCUCACUUCUGGGAGAAGCUUCAAUAUGCGUUACCUCAUCGGAAACUGGACGUAUAGACUUUAUGUAAUAUUUUUUUGUAAAUAUAAAACUUUGUAUUGUU